Molecule: messenger RNA, 2807 nt
Organism: Oncorhynchus nerka (sockeye salmon)
Lineage: Eukaryota; Metazoa; Chordata; Actinopteri; Salmoniformes; Salmonidae
Product: cullin-5-like
Exons: 22
Coding region: 25-2607 (860 amino acids)
Biological process (GO): protein ubiquitination; SCF-dependent proteasomal ubiquitin-dependent protein catabolic process
Cellular component (GO): SCF ubiquitin ligase complex; Cul5-RING ubiquitin ligase complex
Molecular function (GO): protein-macromolecule adaptor activity; ubiquitin protein ligase binding
Source: RefSeq, a predicted model, not a curated record
GAGAUUGUUCGAGGGAAUAAAUUCAUGUUCGUAGUCCUGAACAUGGCGACGUCUAAUUUGCUAAAGAACAAAGGCUCCCUCCAGUUCGAAAACAAGUGGGAUUUGAUGCGUCCCAUCGUUCUGAAGCUGCUCCGUCAGGAGUCAGUCACCAAGCAGCAGUGGUUUGACCUCUUCUCAGACGUCCAUGCAGUAUGCCUAUGGGAUGACAAGGGACCGGCCAAGAUCCACCAGGCCCUGAAGGCAGACAUCUUAGACUUCAUCAAGCAAGCACAAGUGCGGGUGUUGAGUCACCAGGAUGACACGGCACUGCUGAAGGCCUACAUUGUGGAGUGGCGGAAGUUUUUCACACAGUGCGACAUCCUGCCCAAACCCUUCUGCCAGCUGGAGAUCACGCUCAUGGGCAAGCAGGGCAGCAACAAGAAGUCUAACGUAGAGGACAGCAUCGUACGGAAGCUCAUGCUGGACACGUGGAAUGAGUCCAUCUUCUCCAACAUCAAGAACAGGCUGCAGGACAGCGCCAUGAAGCUGGUGCACGCCGAGCGCCUGGGGGAGGCCUUCGACUCUCAGCUGGUCAUCGGCGUCAGGGAGUCCUACGUGAACCUGUGCUCAAACCCAGACAAUAAGUUGCAGAUCUACAGGGACAACUUUGAGAAGGCUUACAUGGACUCCACUGAGAGAUUCUACAGAACACAGGCCCCCUCCUACCUGCAGCAGAACGGAGUACAGAACUACAUGAAAUACGCAGACGCCAAGUUGAGAGAGGAGGAGAAACGGGCGUUGCGCUAUUUGGAGACGAGACGUCAAUGUAACUCUGUACAAGCACUGAUGGAGUGUUGCGUGAACGCCCUGGUGACGUCCUUCAAGGAGACCAUCUUGGCCGAGUGUCCAGGCAUGAUCAGGCGAAACGAGACAGAGAGUGAGUACGGCCGGAGCGCUCCCGGCACCAAAGGCUCGGCCAGCUCAGAGCUCCAUCUCAUGUUCUCUCUGAUGGACAAGGUGCCUAGUGGCAUCGAGCCCAUGCUGAAGGACUUAGAGGAACACAUCAUGUCUGCUGGGCUGGCCGACAUGGUGGCCUCCGCCGAGACCAUCACCUCUGACUCUGAGAAGUACGUGGAGCAGCUCCUCACCCUGUUCAACCGCUUCAGUAAGCUGGUUAAAGAUGCCUUUCAGGACGACCCUCGCUUCCUCACAGCCCGAGACAAGGCUUACAAAGCAGUUGUGAAUGACGCUGCUAUUUUUAAAUUGGAACUUCCGCUGAAGCAGAAAGGGGUGGGGCUGAAGACUCAGCCAGAGUCCAAGUGUCCAGAGUUGCUGGCCAACUACUGUGAUAUGCUGCUGAGGAAAACCCCGCUGAGCAAGAAACUUGCAUCUGAGGAGAUCGAGGCCAAGCUCAAGGAAGUGCUGCUGGUGUUGAAGUACGUGCAGAACAAAGACGUGUUCAUGCGCUACCACAAAGCCCAUCUCACCCGACGCCUUAUCCUGGACAUCUCCGCUGACAGCGAAAUCGAGGAGAACAUGGUGGAGUGGCUCCGGGAGGUAGGCAUGCCUGCUGACUACGUGAAUAAGCUGGCUCGAAUGUUCCAGGACAUCAAGGUAUCCGAGGACCUCAACCAGAACUUCAAAGAGUGUCACAAACACAACAAGGUGGCCCUAUCAGGUCAGGGAGUCAGAGGGCUAAGCCUUAUGGAGAAAUCCCGAUCAUCCAGCAGACAAUCUGGCAAGCAUGUGAAGAAAAAUCAAUUUGCAUAUUUACCGAAGGGCCCCAGGGGACUGGUGAUCAGGCCUCACCAGGAAGACGGAGGUCAGAACAGAGGUCAGUCAGCCCUAUUAACGGACUCUGUCAACAUCAAGAUCCUGAAUGCGGGGGCGUGGUCGCGGAGCUCCGAGAAGGUGUUUGUGUCACUGCCCACCGAGCUGGAGGACCUGAUCCCCGAGGUGGAGGACUUUUACAAGAAGAACCACAGUGGCAGGAAACUGCACUGGCAUCACCUCAUGUCCAAUGGCAUUAUCACAUUUAAGAAUGAGGUGGGCCAGUACGACCUGGAGGUGACCACAUUCCAACUGGCUGUGCUGUUUGCCUGGAACCAGAGGCCUCGGGAGAGGAUCAGCUUUGAAAACCUUAAGCUGGCCACGGAGCUGCCUGAUGCCGAGCUCCGACGCACCCUCUGGUCCCUGGUAGCGUUCCCCAAGCUAAAGCGGCAGGUGUUGUCCUACGACCCAGUGGUGGGUUCGCCCAAAGACUUUGCAGAGGGCACCCUCUUCUAUGUCAAUCAGGAGUUUUCACUAAUAAAAAACUCCAAGGUCCAAAAAAGGGGGAAGAUUAACCUAAUUGGCCGGCUUCAGCUCACCACAGAGCGAAUGAGGGAGGAGGAGAACGAGGGAAUCGUCCAGCUCAGGAUAUUGAGAACACAGGAGGCCAUCAUCCAAAUCAUGAAGAUGCGCAAGCGGAUCACGAACGCCCAGCUGCAGACAGAGCUGGUCGAGAUCCUCAAAAACAUGUUCCUACCUCAAAAGAAGAUGAUCAAGGAGCAGAUGGAAUGGCUCAUUGAGCACAAGUACAUCAAGCGGGACGAGACGGAUCUCAACACCUUCAUCUACAUGGCGUAACGGUGGUGAUGACGUAUAACGGUGGUUCUUCAGGCCUGAUGGACAAUAAAAUAUUUCCAGGCCUGACCGUCUUAGAGAAAAAUAACAUCUUUGUAUCGUGGGGGUUCAACCCUGAUGGACAAUAACAAUAUUUUCAAGUUGACCUUUGAUAAUUUGUUUAUCUAUUCAUGUGGGGAAAUAAAGACUUGAUUUAGGACAGA